AGAUUUGACAGCGCAUUCCUAGUUAUUGGAUCAUUACCUCGUACAAGUACAACUCUUUUAUUUUUUUUUGGAGUUAUAAAAACAUAAAUUAAUGUUUUGGUUCUUGCCUCUUGGGCGACGAUUUUCCCUAAGCAAACCAUUCGGUUCCUACGAUGAUUUUCCCUCUUGAAAUUUGCGCCCACCAAGUCUCUACUUUGUGUGUUAAAUUUCUCAAGUUGUCCACUGUUAAUUCACCAAAAAAAAAGUUGGAUUCUUGGAGCCUUAGAGGUUCCUGGAACCAAUCCUUGCACAAAUUUUCUUGCCGAAGAAAAGCGAGAGGAACAAGAAACUUGAUGCAGAUUAAGGAUUCCGCCGCCGCCGGCUGCGAGUCCGCAAGAAUCGGAGACCGGCUGUCGCGCCUGAUGACUGAGAUGACGGCCGCACAAGGCGAAAUCCUCGGCCUGGAAGCGCAGCUGGCCGCCGCCGCUGCGGUGGAAACUGCUCUCACCAAAGAGAAGAUCAAGUCGGAAAAACUCGAGAGGAUCGUGGACGAGCUGAAGGAGACUAAUCUACAGUUGAGAGCGGCGGCCACGAACCGGGAGGAGGAGAUCCAGAAUCUGGAGAAAUCGCUGGUGGAGAAAGACGCCCUGGUGGAGAGAUUAAACCUGGAACUUGGACACACAAAGGAGCUCAACAUCGCGGAAAUGAAGAAAUUGAAAGAACAAAUGGAACUGCAAGAAACCCAGAACCGGGACCAGAGCCGCUACAUCAGUUUACUGGAGACGGAGGUGAAGCAAUUAAUGGGGGAAUCCGGCAAAGCCCGCGACGAAGUCGCAACUCUGAACCACAACAUCGCGAAGUUAAAAGCAGAACUAGAUGAAAUCAAAAGUCAGGCCGAUAGGAUUCUGGAAGCUGAGGUCGAGAACGCGUUGCUGAAAGUGGAGCUCCAUAAAUGGCGAUCAAAAGCCGCCGCCGCAGAAGCCGCAGAAGAACGAUACAAGAGCGAGAUAUUCGCCCUCAAUCGUGCUCUUCAGCUAGCCGCCUCAUCACACCAACAACCCAGCAGCAGGAACAGGUUUCUGGUAGAAUCUGAACACAAGAAACAAGGGAAAAUCGACGACAUUAACAAUGUCACGAUUUCAAGAAAGGAAUACGAGGAGAAAGUAGGGAAAUUGGAGAGAGAGUUGAUGACAGCUACGAAUAAAAUCAGGGAGAUGAGGACAAGGGCGGAGCAGGCUAUAAGCAGGGCGGAGGCGGCGGAGAAGGCUAAAGCAGAGCUUGAGGAUAAGAUAAAGCGAAGAAAGGAAAAGGAGAAACAAAAAAAGGAAAUCUUUAAGAAUUUGAGGGAGCAAAUCGAUUCCUCCUCCAUAGAAGCAGCAGAAAGUCCAGAUUUCGCAGUGAUAAACACUCCAGCAAUUCAAACUCUGAGUAAUGUUCUCGAAAUCCCAUUAUAGAUACUCAAAGCUCCCAUCCAAUCUUUAUUGUUUCCUAUUAUACAUACUAUGAGAUCAGAGUUUCAUUUCUCCCUAAUGUUCUAUCGAGUGGGGUGUGAACGCUAGAUUGAAGAUUCAAUCUCUUGGGAGAAGAGUUUCAUUCCUCCCUAACUUCCAAUUAAUAAAGUAUACCAAUUGUUUGCAGGGGAAAUAAAGGGAGAAAAUAAAUAUUCAAAUUUUAUUUUUAAUGUUAAUAUGUGGUGCUAGGCAGUGCCUCACCUCAUUGUCAUUGUUCUUACUAUUGUUAUUAUUAUUGUGUUCUAGAAGUUUUAA
This is a messenger RNA of Ipomoea nil (Japanese morning glory), 1745 nucleotides long. Its product is annotated as keratin, type II cytoskeletal 7-like. NCBI's taxonomy places the organism in Eukaryota, Viridiplantae, Streptophyta, Magnoliopsida, Solanales, Convolvulaceae. The record is from RefSeq and is a predicted model, not a curated record. The coding region runs from base 153 to 1433 and encodes 426 amino acids. The transcript has 2 exons.